CGGGGCAGCCAUGCCAGGCCGCCUGCUGCGGGGCCUGUGGCAGCGAUGGGGCCGUUACAAGUACCGCUUCGUACCCUGGAUCGCGAUGAACCUCAACCAUAACCCUAGGACCCUCCGAUAUGUUCCAGAGGAAUCCAAAGACAAAGUAAUAUCAGAUGAAGAGGUCUUAGGAUCAUUACUGAAAGUUUUCCAGGCACUGUUCUUAAAUGAUUUCCAUAAACAAUCAGAUAUCUUGACUGUGCUUCCAGAAACUGUUCAACUGAAAUAUCAAGACUUAGCGGCAGUUCAGCAUCAAAGAGUGAACCUGCUUGAAAACAGAGAUCAACAGCAAAAUAUCUUUAAAGCAGAAGAAGUUCUUUAUCAGACUUUGGGGUUCAAUGUUGCCCGAGCAGCUAGCUCAUUGAUAACGGCUGGAAAAGGUGUCUUCGUUACUAAAGGCUUUGUGCCAAAAGGCGCGGUUGUUUCUAUGUAUCCUGGUACAGUUUAUCAGAAGUAUGAGCCGGUCUUUUUCCAGUCCAUUGGAAAUCCAUUUAUUUUUAGAUGCCUGGACGGGGUGCUCAUUGAUGGAAAUGACAAAGGGAUAUCAAAAGUUGUGUACAGAUCUUGUACUGGAAGGGACCGGCUUGGCCCUUUAGAAAUGAGUGACAGUACAUGGCUGACUUCAGAGCUGCAUAACCCGUUGGCCCUCGGACAGUAUGUUAACAAUUGUUCAAAUGAGAAAGCAGCCAAUGUCUGUUAUCAGGAAUUUGAUGUGCCUGCAGUUUUUCCUGUAGAACUGAAGCAGUAUCUUCCAAACAUUGCCUACAGUUACGACAAACAAAGCCCACUUCGAUGUGUCAUUCUUGUUGCACUCAGGGACAUCAAGCAAGGAGAAGAGCUGUUUUCAAAUUACUACACAAUUGUCAGCUAACUCUGUCAGUCAGAAAUUAGGGUUUUUAUUCAGCUAUGGGGUUACUAAUUGUGUUUCUUUCAGUCAUUUCUCUGAGUUCCAUCUGUAAAACAGUUGCUUUGAGAUCUAAUUAGAAUAGGGAUUUUUAAUGUUUUAUUGAUAUUUGUGUCUGUUCCAUGAUAAAAGCCAUUUGCUUCAUUACAGUUCCAAAAUUGCAAUGCAGUUUCCAUUUUAAUUGGUUUUCACUUAAAUUCACGGUAACUGAUUAAAUUACGACCCACUUCCUAACCGUACCAUUUCAGUUCUUUUACUUAUUUUCUAUGUGGUUUAUACGAUGUUAGUGAAUCCAGCAACAUCAGCCCCGUUGAUAAAUACCAACUGCUGUAAACACUUUGUUCUUUUUUUUCUUCACUUUGUUCUUACAUGAUAAAGUUUUAAAAAAUCUA
Molecule: messenger RNA, 1335 nt
Organism: Echinops telfairi (small Madagascar hedgehog)
Lineage: Eukaryota; Metazoa; Chordata; Mammalia; Afrosoricida; Tenrecidae
Gene: SETD9
Product: SET domain containing 9
Exons: 6
Coding region: 11-910 (299 amino acids)
Molecular function (GO): protein binding
Source: RefSeq, a predicted model, not a curated record